This is a messenger RNA of Protopterus annectens (West African lungfish), 3485 nucleotides long. RefSeq names its product tribbles pseudokinase 1 (gene TRIB1). The coding region runs from base 484 to 1641 and encodes 385 amino acids. The record is from RefSeq and is a predicted model, not a curated record. Gene Ontology annotation, biological process: regulation of MAP kinase activity; protein phosphorylation; positive regulation of proteasomal ubiquitin-dependent protein catabolic process. Gene Ontology annotation, molecular function: protein kinase activity; ATP binding; mitogen-activated protein kinase kinase binding. Lineage: Eukaryota; Metazoa; Chordata; Ceratodontiformes; Protopteridae. Gene Ontology annotation, cellular component: nucleus. The transcript has 3 exons.
AGGCUUCAGAAUCGACGUCAGACAAAAAAGGCAACAGCUUAACCCACAGCAUUCAGUCUUUUCUCUCUCACCCUUCCAUGCAACUGCAGCAAACUGUGGUGAACAUCUUUAACUCACGUCGGAGUGCCGUUAUCCUCCUGUGUCCCUUUAAAUAGCACAGAAGUCCUUGAAAAGCGCCUUUUGCAUCAGGAUUAGAAUGCACAAUUUGCACUGACUACUAAGCAUUUCAUUCAGAACGGUGAAAGAAUACUAAGAGACUGUCCUGCUGACUGAGAUUUCUCUAACAGCGUCUGCAUUGCUCUUAUCUAAAUAUUUUAAGCUACAAAACGAGACUCAUGCCCAAGCUACGCAUAAUGGAUAUAUAAGCAACUGUGCUCAGGGAAUUGCAGGCUAUUUAACAUCCUGAUCAAUGACUGUGGCUAAAGUUUGUAACAGUGGCUUAGCUUUGCAUUGCCUUUUUUUAAGAAUGGAUGCUGUCUCUCCAUGACAUCAGAACAAACGUGUACACCAUCUGUUGAUAUUGUAUUGCAAAGCCGUGCAUCAGUAGCCUGUCAGUCGCCACCUUAUCUAGUUUCCAUGAGCUUAAACGUGCAGCAAAGGUGCCCCAGUUUGCUUAAUGGCAGAUACCGGCCUAAAAGACUCGACCCCUGCGAAAUGACAGUUACCCCAAAACGACCUCGACUGUCCGAGCCUGCCCCAGACAGUAGGAGUAAUCUUAGUUCCACGGGACUUCCUAGCCCACUGGCCCCUGGUGGUGACUGCACUUCCAACCUGCAAGGGCCGACAGCGUUGGGCACCUACUUGCUACUGCCGCUUGCCGGGAGGGAGAACGUGUUCCAGGCGCUCCACCUGCAUACAGGGACCGAAAUGUUGUGUAAGGUUUUUAAUAUCAAGCAUUACCAAGACAAGAUAAAGCCUUACCUGCAGCUGCCUCCACACAGAAACAUAAGCAGAAUUGUAGAAGUGAUUUUGGGAGAUCAGAAAGCCUAUGUCUUCUUUGAAAAAGUCUGGGGCGACAUGCAUUCCUAUGUUAAGAGUUGCAAAAAGCUCACCGAGGAAGAAUCAGCAAGGUUGUUCCAUCAGAUCGUGUCAGCAGUAGCUCAUUGCCAUCAGAGGGGUAUCGUGGUUGGAGACCUGAAGCUACGGAAAUUUGUCUUUUGUGAUGAGCAAAGGACACAUGUAAGAUUAGAAAACUUAGAAGACACUCACAUCAUGAAAGGGGAGGAUGAUUCUUUGUCAGACAAGCAUGGCUGCCCAGCAUAUGUCAGCCCAGAAAUUUUAAACACUACAGGAUCUUACUCUGGAAAAUCAGCUGAUGUAUGGAGUUUGGGAGUGAUGUUGUAUACACUUUUAGUUGGGCGGUAUCCAUUCCAUGACUCAGACCCAAGUACUCUUUUCACCAAGAUCCGCCGGGGCCAGUAUUGUAUUCCAGAUGAAAUCUCUCCCAAAGCUAAAUGUUUGAUCCGAAGUCUUUUAAGGAAAGACCCUUCUGAGAGACUCACUGCUUCUGAGAUUCUUCUUCACCAGUGGUUCCAUGCUGUUCUAGAACCUGGAUACCUGGAUAAGGAAAUAAAAAACUGUGACCAAACUGUUCCUGAUAUCCAAAUAGAUGAUUUUGAUAUGAGCUGCUUCUUCUGCUGAUCUUUGCCGUUCAGGACAGUCACUAAGUAAUGAAGCAAAAACUGAAUUAUCUUUGCUUUUUGACAGUGGUACAUGUGUGAAACAAUCUAACUUAUUUAAACAUAAAUGAGUCACAUAGCUAGGGGUCUAGACCAUGUUUAGAGGCUGAAAGUAUACAGCAAGAAUGUGGGCUGUGGCCAGCUUCUGAACUUUGCAAUUUUUAUGUGACUGAGUUCUGCAUAAGCUCAAAACGUUGGAUGCAUGUCUGUGUCAGGGAAUAGUUUCUUACCUUGGAAGGAUGAAACGGGUAAUAAAUGGAUGUUUAUAGCUUUCUUUAUUUCAGUUGUAGCAGUCCACUUACAAAACAUUCAUUAACAAAUUCUAAAUAGUAAACACAAGAAAGUUACAUCCUUAACUGUUGGCACAUGAUUCUGGUCUCUUUUCCUGGUAUGCAGUUUAUUGGUUGGGCCAUCUCUUAAAGUCACAAAAUAGCACAAAACAUUAUUGUACUGCAGAAGUCAUCCAUAUGUGUGUUGCUUUUGUGGUCCAUUCAUUAAGGAAUACAACUGUUGUUAAUAUGUAUUACACCAUGAGUCUUCCUUUACCCAUUUGUGAAGCCAAAGUGCUGUAAUGCAAAGGAGAUAUGAACACCUUUUUUUUUAAGAAAUUAGGAAUUCUGUGGAUAGAAGUUGUUAUUGUGAGCACCUUGGCCUAAUUGCCAUUGUAUUUCCUUACUAAUUAAUGCGAUAUUUACUUUAUUAAUGUUCUCGCAUUAAUUUGCACCAUUGUUAAAGAACAGGUUGUAUGAAUCCUGAAUUGAGAACCCAUGGACACGUGAAAUUGGGGACUGGAUAUGUUUCAAAAAAAUUGUCAUGUUUCUCAGUAAAAUUAGGAUUUAUUAUUAGGAAGGCGGAUAAACAUUAAUAUAAAUGAGUGGUUUCAGGUUAAACAGAAUUGUGAAUUACUUUUUCCAAUUUUGAUGUUUGUCACAUGAAUCUAUGUUCAGCUAGGAAGGGUGCAGAGCAUAAUUAGCUUCUGUUUGACGGCCAUACAAAAAGCAUGUCUGCCCAAAGCAAUGCAGUGAAAUCAGCUUAUCAUGGUUUGGUAAAUGUUCACUCCUGUAUGAAUUAAAUGCAGUGAUGCUGUUAACAAGGGGGUUACUCCCUCUUUAAAGCACUAAAGGAUGUCAUUUUUUUGGCAGUGACAUUUAACUUGGCCUAUUGAAAAAGAACAUUUACAGCAUAGCUUUUUUUCUUAGUUUAGAUGGUAGUAGUUUUUCCUAAGAAGAAAACCAAAAUGAAUAAGGAUGUUGCUCCAUAUGUACUAGCCUGAGAAAACUGUUUCUUUGUAGAACUAUUUUUCCUCUUUUAAAGGUAGUACCCCAUGUAAAGGUUGUAAAUCAUGCUCAUUAUACACAGGGCUGUUUGUAUUGCAGUGUUUUACAUGCAAAUGCGAUCAAAUGUUUUGUUUGCUGGAAUUGAAGGGGCGUAGGAUACAAACUUGUGACAUUUAAUAAAACAAGCAUUACAAAAAUACUGUAAUACCAUAACUCUGAGCAGUUGCAAGCAGGUGUGCUGUCUUUGCACAUUAGUCCGUACUCCUUUUCUCAUACUAAUUAUACUUUCUGUAGACAUAAGCAUUUUCAAGGCAGGCCCUUGCAAUACUGCUAUCAUAUAUGUGGCAGAGAAUGAUCCCAAAAUGUGCAUGUGCAAAACGGGUAAAUAAUUAUGGCACAGUGAUACUUGAGGGCCGAUGUAACUUGUCCCUGACUGUCCAUUGGCAAGGCCUGUGUAAGUGGUAUCAAUACCUCAUAAACUCUGUAUACUGUUUUAAUACAAACUUUGCUGUUGCGAUCCUUAUGCAUC